Sciurus carolinensis (gray squirrel) is the source of this 3179-nucleotide messenger RNA. RefSeq names its product N-6 adenine-specific DNA methyltransferase 1 (gene Hemk2). Gene Ontology annotation, biological process: methylation. The transcript is spliced from 6 exons. Gene Ontology annotation, cellular component: eRF1 methyltransferase complex. The record is from RefSeq and is a predicted model, not a curated record. NCBI's taxonomy places the organism in Eukaryota, Metazoa, Chordata, Mammalia, Rodentia, Sciuridae. Gene Ontology annotation, molecular function: protein methyltransferase activity; S-adenosylmethionine-dependent methyltransferase activity; nucleic acid binding. Bases 131 to 682 code for a protein of 183 amino acids.
GGGCGAGGGCACCGGCGGGAGAGGGCUUGGGUGUCCUGGAGAGGCGGCAGCGGCCUGGGAAAGGACUGUCGCCGCCCACCUGUGGUGAUUGACAGCAGAGCGAGCGCCUUCAGUCAGGGCUUCCCUGUAGAUGCGCCUAGCUAACGUGCAAAGGAUUUCUCUCUUAGCCAGAGUGGAAAUAUGCCUUGAAGUUGGAUCAGGAUCUGGAGUGGUGUCUGCAUUCUUAGCCUCUGUGAUAGGACCUCAGGCUUUGUACAUGUGCACUGAUAUCAACCCCAAUGCAGCAGCUUGUACCCUGGAAACAGCACGCUGUAACAAUGUCCACAUUCAACCAGUAAUUACAGAUUUGGUCAAAGGCUUGUUACCAAGACUGAAGGAAAAAGUUGAUCUUCUGGUGUUCAAUCCCCCCUAUGUUGUGACUCCACCUGAAGAGGUGGGAAGUCACGGAAUAGAAGCAGCUUGGGCUGGUGGCAGAAAUGGACGAGAAGUCAUGGAUAGAUUCUUUCCACUGGCAUCAGACCUCCUUUCCCCAAGAGGAUUAUUCUAUUUAGUUACCAUAAAAGAAAACAAUCCAGAAGACAUUUUGAAAACAUUGAAGGCAAAAGGUCUACAAGGGACCACUGCACUUUCUAGACAGGCAGGCCAAGAAACCCUUUCCAUUCUCAAGUUCACCAAGUCCUAAUAUACCAAGAGCUACCAGAAGUAUGCUGAGAGAUCCUGUGAACUGAAUGCAUUCAGCGUAUUUUGAAACUGAAGUCAUUCCUUGGUUAAGGAAUUUUGUCAGAAAUUUAUCAUUAAAAAACAAAAAGGUGGAAAGAUGGAGCAUUUCCUUUUACCAGGAAAUCAGGUCUUCAGAAAUAUUUACACACAUGCAGGUAAAUAUGUAUAUUUAUAAUUUGCAUUUAUAUGUAAAAGUUAUAUGACAUGUGGAUGUAUAUUCAUUUCAGCAUUGGUUCUGUAGCAAAGUGGAAUCAACCCAAAUGUCCAUCAUGAAGGAGAUUGGUUAAAAUAAAUUACAGUUUAUCUGUUUUACUGAACAUGCAACCAUUAAACCUGAGUCAGGUCUCUAUAUACUAAAUCAGAAGGGGUCCAAUUCUGUACUCUAGAAUGAGAAGAGCAAACUGCCGAAUAGUUUUAUCCUACCUGUAUAUUUUUAAGAAACCAAUAAAGACAAUAUGUUUGUAUGUGUAUAAAAGCCUCAGAAGAUAAAUAACAGGUGAGAAUGAAGACACUUCUGCUAUUCGGGGAUGGUAUUUGAUUUUGCACAAAAAGGAUGUUGGGGAAUGGCUAUGGAGUAUAAUUUUAACCACUGAUUGCAGCUGGUGUAGCAGAUGGGGUUUCAUUGCUGGAGCAAAUUAACACAUCACUUGGUACCUGCUACACAAUCAAUAUGGAAAAUACCUUUUUCACCAUACUUAUCCAUAAAAGUCCACCAGAGGUAGUUUGUUUUUAACCAGCAAGGUCAACAAUACACCUUCACUGUCCUACCUCAGGUAUUAUCUACUCUCCAGCCUUAUAUCAUAAUUUAGUUUGCAGGGAUAUUGAUCACCUUCCUAGCCACAAGAUGCUACACUAAUCAUUACAUUGAUGACAUGAUACUGAAUGAAACAAGUGAUCAAGAAAUAGCAACUACUGUAAACUUGUAACAAGUAGGAAAUCUAACUACACUUCAGGGACCUUCCACCUCAGUAAAAUUAAUGAGGUCCAGUGGUUUGGGCCUAUUGAAACAGCCCUUCUAAUGUGAAGGAUAAAUUGUUGAAUUAAGUGCUCCUGCAACCAAGAAAGAACAUCUAGUGGAUGUUGUUGCACUUUGGAGGCAACAAAUGGUUAUUUGGUGUGUUACUUCAACCCAUUUAUGAAGUGACCCAAAAGUUGCCAGUUUUGAGUUGGGCCCAGAACCAGAAAAGGCUUUGCAUCUUGUACAGGCCGCAUACAAGCUGCUCUGCCACUUAGGCCAUAUGAUCUAGCAGAUCCAGUGGCGAAGUGUCAUUCUCAGACAGGAAUGCUAUUCAGUCUUUGGCAGGCCCCUACAGGUGAGUUCUAGUUUCAGACCUGUAGGAUUUUGGAGCAAGACUGGUAAUGCCAUAAAUAACUACUUGUUUUGAGAAAGAGCUCUUGGCCUGCUACUGGGCCUGAGUAGAUUCUGAACACUUAACCAUAGAUCACUAAGUUAUCAUGGGAACUGAGCUACAUUCUGAACUGGGUGUUGUCUGACUCAUCAGACCAUGAAGUUGGCAAGCACAGCACCACUCCAUCAUCAAAUGGAAGUGAUACACCUGAGCAGACCCGGAAAUGUACUUGAAGAAGUGUUCAAAAGACCCAUUUUCCUCAUUCCUGCCUUCUUUGUUCCUACCUGCUCCUGUGGGCAGUUCCCUCUGAUCUGCUGACAGAAGACAACUAGGGCCUGGCUUACAGAUGGUUCUACAGAACUACAGCCUCUCUCCACAACAUCCUUGAAGGACAGCUGGUGAAGGAAUAUCCUCCCAAUGAAGCUUGGAGUAAUGCAUCUGGUUGUUCACUUUGCUUGGAAGGGUAAAUGGCCAGAUAUGCAAUCAUAUUCAAUUUCACGAGCUGUGGCCCUUAAUUUAGCUGGAUGAUCAGGAAUUGGAAACAGUCAUGAUUGGAAAAUUGGUGACAAAGACAUUUGGGUAAGAGGUAUGUGGAUACACCUCUGAAUGGACAAAAGACAUGAAAAUAUUUGCAUCUCAUGUAAAUGCUCACCAAAGGGUGACCUCAGCAGAGGCAGACUAAUAAUAAAGUGAAUAGAACAACCCAUUCUGUGGAUAGUUUUUAUCCUCUUUACAAGCCACCCCUGGGCUCAGGAACAAAGUGGCUCUGGUGGCAGGGAUUGAAGUUAAGCAUGAGCUCAACAGAACUUGCCUUCCCUGCCUGCAGUGUAUCCAUGGAUUUACAAAAUGCCUCAUGCACCACCAUGGUAUUCCAGAGUUUGUGGAAACUGUGUAUAUUCUCAUAUAUAUAAAUCUAAACUUAAAAUGUCUGUUAAUUUAAGAAAAAAAUUGCAAUACAAUAAAAGGCACAGAAUAAACAAAAGGGUAGGAUGAAGGGAGGCAGAGAGAGAGGACAGGGGGAAAGAAGACACCCAUGUAGAGACCUUAAAUGUACUGGUAUGUUCCAGUUCUCAUGUUGAGCAGAAGGUCCUGUGGUGUUUCACUAUUUAA